Messenger RNA from Odobenus rosmarus divergens (Pacific walrus), 831 nucleotides. RefSeq lists its product as uncharacterized. The coding region runs from base 1 to 831 and encodes 276 amino acids. The record is from RefSeq and is a predicted model, not a curated record. NCBI's taxonomy places the organism in Eukaryota, Metazoa, Chordata, Mammalia, Carnivora, Odobenidae. The transcript has 6 exons.
AUGCUGGGAAUGAUCCAGAUGGAGAAUGACUGUUUGCCGAGACACGGAGGAGGUGCUCAUGAGAAGGAUAAGGCGGGCCGUGUUCAGACUGCCCUUGAUAAGGCGGAUGACUUCUUAAAUGUAACAAUUGAAUGUUUGCUGGAAAUUAAUGAGCACCUGGAGGGAGAGUUGGGAGAUGACAGAGCCGGGAUAGCAGUCGAGCUCGAGCUGUUGCUGAGUCUCAAGUCCGUGCUUCUUGCUGUCCUCAUGCUGCCUACACUGAGUCGUCCCAUGUAUCAUCUUUUCCCUGGCAUGACCUGCCCUGAUGACGAGGUGGUUCUGCAGUGCACCGCAACCAUCCACAAGGAACAACAGAAACUGUGUUUGGCGGCAGAAGGGUUUGGCAACCGACUUUGUUUCUUGGAGUCCACUUCGAAUUCCAAGAAUGUUCCCCCAGACCUCUCCAUCUGCACCUUUGUGCUGGAACAGUCCCUCUCUGUCCGGGCCCUGCAGGAAAUGCUGGCUAACACGGUGGAGAAGUCAGAAGGGGUGAAGUCUGAAGUUAGUGCACGUUACUUGUCUUGGGGCCCAGGCUGCCCCAGGCAGGAGGCCUGGAGUGGAAAGGGCUCUGGGAAGCUGCCUCUCACUUCAGACUGCUGGGUUCCUCACACCUCUGCCCCUUGUCCAGAGCUCCUGCCCCUCUCGGUGCCGUGGGAACAUGGGAGAAGAGGAGAGUUGGCAGGAAGUCUUGAUGGCAGUGCUGUUCAUCAAGCUUGUCAGGUGUUAAAGCUGACACGCUUUGGGGGGCACUUGGGAGGGUUUUCUGGGGCGUGCCCAUCCCCAGAAAUCUGA